Molecule: messenger RNA, 2856 nt
Organism: Dracunculus medinensis (Guinea worm)
Lineage: Eukaryota; Metazoa; Nematoda; Chromadorea; Rhabditida; Dracunculidae
Source: the annotation of a GenBank genome assembly
AUGGUUGAGGUGAGUCGAAUUAUUUAUAAUAUUGAAGAGAAUUCUCAACUGUGUGAAAAUUCUCUUUCCGUUAUCUCAAAAAUCCAUCAAUCAAAUGGUUUUUCUUCGUGCAAUGAAUCUAUUGUUAAAGUAUUUAUCUCUACUUUGCCUGCGUUAUUUGAUAAUUCAUCUGUCAUAUCCUAUGUAAUAUUGAAUAUUUCCGUCAUUAUAUAUGUUCCUUCAACCAAAAUAUUCAUUCAGUUGGAAUGUCUGGAAGCUCCAAAUCUUGAAGACCAAUACUGUCAUGAUCAUCGGGAACAGUAUCGUAAAUGGAAUCGUUUAGUUUGGCCAUGUCGAUCAUUUUCUUUUCCGCACCAGAAUUUUUUUAUGCUUCCUUUUCGAAUUGAUUAUCAGUGUUUCCGAAUGUCAUCGUUCAUCGUAACAGUACCUCAGGAAUCUUAUACGGAUAAGGUUAUAUCGUCUGAUUGGUCACCUCUCGUAUAUGUUGAAACCACACUUAAUGAUAGAGUUUGGCUUCGACAUGAAAAAAAACUUGUUGCAAAUAUUGAUAAAAUCGUUUAUGCUAUAUAUCGAAAAAGAAAAGAAUCGCUUGAAUUUAUUUUUUCUAAAUCAAUUUCCAUCGAGAAAAGUGGUUUCGAAUGGAAGAAUGUGCGAUCAGGGGAUUAUCUAGUCUUAUCUUACAUUAAUCGUUCUAACUGUCAUUUUGUAUGUCAGGAAAGAAGUCUGGAUAAUAUAGCAAAUUGGAGGAAAGAUGAUCGGAGUGUGGUUAAGGCAGAUUGUAACAUUUGUCCAAAUACGGUCCUGAAAUUCACAUUAAUUUCUGAUAAACUAAGCCCAGCACAACGCAUUUAUCAAUCGACAGUCAUUCUUACUACAAAAUUAUCAUUAUCAUGUAUGCUCCAUGAGUUAAAUCUUAUGUUUUUACGAAAGUAGCAUAAUAAUAGAAAUAUUAAUGAUUCUGCUAUACUUAUUGUUCGUCCUGCUGUACUUAUUGUUUGCACCGAUGAUCACGUUGCUCAUUCAAACUGCAUUGUGGCUUUUGCACGCUUAUUAGAGCAGUCUGCAAAUGUGGAAAUAUUCUUUGAUCGUUUCGAUCUGAAUUUAACAACUAUUCCUCCCCACUGCUGGUUAAUGGAAACAUUAGAACGAGUACAAUUCGUUCUUGUGAUAUUUUCAGAAGGCACACGAAUAGUUUUGCAAGGAGAAUCUUUAAAUAGUCCUUUUUCUCAUCUUUUCGUUGCGACUAUUAAUUAUAUUAUGCUUGUUAGUUUUUCUUGUGGUGUUUUAGUUACACGAGAAAUCGAUUCCAGCUAUAUGGCGAAAUUUAUAUUCCUUCGCAUGUCUUAUUCAUCAUCAACAGUUAUACCUGAUUGGGUGCAUGCUGUAUCUGCGAGAAUUCUCGAAUUACCAUUAAAAAUUUAUGAACUUCUUGCUUUAUUAUCUAAUGAAGAACAAAUUGAAGUUGAAAAAAUUGGAAAUAAUGAAAUGCAAAAAUUUUUGCAUGCUGUUAAAAAAGUGACGGAAUAUCAUCAGAACAAUCCAUUUUGGUUACGAAAGCAAGUGGUAAAAUACAAUGAUAAGAGUGGUGAUUAUGUAAUGAAAGUAGAGGAUUUAGCACAUGAUGUAGGAUUAUGCCUUCAAUCAGAUAGGAAGCAAAAAUCAGUUCAAACUUGCACAAUGAAAUAUUCGGAUAAGCUUAGUGCUUCCGCAAUUCCUCUCUUUGAAAAUCGGUUAUUAUUGGUAAAGGAUCAAUCCAGAAUUGCUCAAGAAAAUAACUUGGAAUAUCCUGAUUCUGAUUCCAUUUCGGAAAGUGAUUGUGAAGAAACUUGUUUUGCCUUGAUUAAAUCGCUAAAUGAUGAUGUUGCUAACGAAUGUGUGCAUUGCGGUGCAAAAUUUGAUCGUUUCAAUCAGUUACGUACUCACAUUGCAUUUACUCAUCGCGUAAAACAUCAAUGUCACAUUUGUGCGUAUUCAUCAAAUGUAAAAGCUGAACUCAAAAAACACAUUAUUAUAAAUCAUGAAAAGGGUGUACGUUGCACAGUUGCCGGUUGUUCAACUACCAUAUCAUAUUUUAGAUUGAAAAGGCAUAUCGAAAAGGUUCAUUCUAUGGGCAAUCGUAAUACCAAAAUUAACAACAGCCUAAUUCGUAAGAAUUCGUUCAAAUCAGAAAAAUUAUCUGCAGCCAGCCAAAUUAAUAGUCCUAAGCAAUAUCUUUUUUCUGCAGAUCUUGACAAAGAGGUCAUGUUGCAUGAUGAGCCGAAUAACGAAUAUUUGCCUAAUUCGCCAAUUUUAAAUUUGAAUAACGCCAUAAAUUCGAAUGUCAAUUCUGAAAAUCAGUCCCACAAAUCAUAUUUUGCACCAAAUGGACUCGACAGUAUUGCUGGUAAAAAUUUCCGAGCAACAGAUGACCUCGAAAAUCAUUUAUGCAAUAUUUGUAACAAACAAUUCACUCGUAUGCUGUCUCUUAUAAGGCACUACAAGCGAAUUCAUUUACAAAUGUACAAAAGAUGUACUGUUCAGAAAGAGUUGUUAUGUGAAAUAGCCGAAUGUAAUCGGCAGUUUUCUUCACAAGCCAAAUUACAUGAUCACAUCUUAAGUCAUAUAGAUCAACCUAUUGUGGCCUGCAAUAAUUGUAAUAAAAAAUUUAAAAGUCGAGCACAUUUUGCUGUCCAUCUUCGCCAUUAUCAUCAAGCAAGCAUUCGAGAUUUGGGCUGUAAUAUGCGUAAUUUUAACAUUUUAUCAAACGGAUUUUAUUUGAAAUCUGAUUAUACUUCAAUAAAUGUGAAACUUUGUGGUAUUAAAUUACCACAUAAAUCACCAGAGAUUUCCACAGAGAAUUCUUUGUUCAAUUCUUAA